This is a messenger RNA of Tuber aestivum (summer truffle), 2687 nucleotides long. NCBI's taxonomy places the organism in Eukaryota, Fungi, Ascomycota, Pezizomycetes, Pezizales, Tuberaceae. The record is from the annotation of a GenBank genome assembly.
CUCUCCAGGUAAAGAACAUGUUGGAAGGUUCGUGGAAGCGUUAGAGGUGAAGGGUCGCCUCUGUGGAGGGCAGUCGCCGCUUCAAGUAAACGUGUCCUCAGCCCUUAUUGGAUGGGCCCAAGACUGGUCCGACCAAACUAAGCCUAACGGGGAAAACGCCGGGCUGCGACUUUCAAAGGUGUCCUCUUCUACAAGAACUCCAACCACUCUCCUCCGCUAACUUCUUCUUUGAUUUUUUUCUUCCUCUCCCUGUUAAGUCCAUCUGAUCAACUCGAUCCAUUAAUAUUCUCCCCCCCUUUCUCUCUUUGUUCACUCGCUCUGAUUCAGGGUUUUUGAGCAGUCUCCUUCACAUUCAUCCGUUAGAUCUUCCUCUAACCUCUUGACGAAAUGCGUUUCGAUACCAGAGUUGCUUUUGGGCUUUUCUCUGUUGCUCUUGUGGGCUUCGGAAACGUCGUUCUUGCGGACGAGAUUGAUGACGCUCUCGGAGACGCCGCUACUCCCUCUGUGGCUUCCUCUUCCGCUACGACUGCUGCGAUUGAUAAGCCCACGUUUUCUGUGAGUAUUUCUUUGCCCGUUGUCGUUGCGACGACGCUCGAUCUGAUUAUGUCAUUUAUCGUCACAAUAGCCUCUAGCUAUCAACGCGCCCUUCUACGAGCAAUUUACCCCUGGCUGGGAUUCAAGGUGGAAAGUCAGUCACGCUAAAAAGGAGAAUGACAAGACUGGCGAUGAAGAGUGGACAUACGUCGGCCAGUGGGCUGUCGAGGAACCUACGGUAUUGAAGGGAAUUGAGGGUGAUGAUGGACUUGGUAUGCGUAUUGCAACUGCUUCUCCGGGAAAGGUUUUCUAAUGGUUUUCAAUAGUUGUCAAGAAUAUUGCCGCCCAUCACGCUAUUUCUGCCAAGUUCGAUAAGCCCAUCGACAACAAGGGUAAAGCCUUGGUUGUUCAAUACGAGGUUAAGCUUCAGGGUUUGUGUUUAUCCAAUUUUUACUCACGCUGUCGCUUUCGCUGACGUUUAGCUGUUGGACAGAGGGUUUGGAGUGUGGUGGAGCUUAUCUCAAGCUUCUCAAGGAAAAUGCUGACCUCCAUGCGGAGGAAUUUUCCAACGCCUCUCCUUAUGUUAUCAUGUUUGGUCCCGAUAAGUGUGGUGCUACCAACAAGGUUCGUCUUUCUAUGAGCACGAGUAGUUGCUCUGCAGCCAUUCUGAUCACCGUAUUAGGUUCACUUCAUCUUCAAGCACAAGAACCCCAAGACUGGCGAGUACGAGGAGAAACACCUCAAGAGCCCCCCUAUGGCUCGCAUCUCUAAGCAAUCCACUCUAUACACUUUGAUUGUCAACCCCGAUCAAACCUAUGUUAUCAAGAUGGACGGUAGCCAAGUCAAGGAUGGUUCUCUGUUUGAGGACUUUGCACCCUCGGUCAACCCCGAAAAGGAGAUUGACGACCCGGAGGACAAGAAGCCUGAGGAUUGGGUCGAGAAAGCCAGGAUCCCUGAUCCGAAGGCCAAAAAGCCCGAGGAUUGGGAUGAAGAUGCAUCAUACGAGAUUGUCGAUGAGGAGGCUACAAAACCUGAGGACUGGUUGGAGGAUGAGCCGGAAUUUGUCCCCGAUCCCGAGGCUGUUAAGCCAGAGGACUGGGAGGAUGAGGAAGAUGGUGAUUGGCUUCCCCCCACCGUCCCGAACCCCAAGUGUGAGGACGCGAGCGGAUGCGGCAAAUGGUCCAAGCCCAUGAAGCCAAAUCCCGCAUACAAGGGCAAGUGGUCCGCACCGAUGGUUGACAACCCGGACUACAAGGGCCCUUGGGCGCCUCGUAAGAUUCCUAACCCGGAUUACUUUGAAGACAAGACACCAUCAAACUUUGAGCCCAUGGGUGCUAUCGGUUUCGAACUCUGGACCAUGACCAAGGAUAUUCUCUUUGACAACAUCUACAUUGGUCACUCGAUCCAGGAUGCCGAGAAGCUCCAGAAGGAGACUUUUGAUAUCAAGAAGAAGUUUGAGCAAGAGGAGGAUGCUGCAUCGGCCCCCAAGAUUCCCGAAGCCCCCAAGGCUCCCGGCGAGACUACCUUCAGGGAGAAUCCUGUUACUUUCGUCAAGGAUAACCUUCAGAUCUUCUUCGCCGCGGCUCAAAAGGAUCCCGUCUUUGCUGUCAAGGAGUUCCCGGUUGUUGCCGGCGGUCUCAGCCUGGUCUUGUCCAUUUUCAUCGCAAUUUUCUUCAGUCUGAUCUUCUCAGGAUCAUCACCGGCACCUGCUCCCAAGGCUGCUGCUGCUGCUGCUGCUGAUGGGAAGGGCAAAGCGGAGGCUACUUCUGAAGGUUCCUCCACUGAGAGUGAGAAGCCCAAGGCUACCAGGCGAACGUCGAAAAAGGCGGAAUAAAUCCGGCCCUGUAAAUUGCUCUAAUUCUUUGCGUGGGGAAUCGUGGGGGAUUAUCAGGCGGAUGUAUUCUUUUUAUUUUUAUUUUUACUUUCCCGCCCUUCUUAUUUUGUCGCUACGAUUUACGGGAGAGAGUGUGUGUGUGGUGGUUGCUGGGGAGGGUUUUCUUUUUUUUCUAAUUCCUUGUUCUGGAUCAUUGAGGGUUUACAGUUAUGGUUUCUUGUCUCUUCCUUGUCGAUGGGAUGUUUAUUUUCCAAUUGGCCUUGUAGCUUUAGUUUUUCCGCAAGUUCGAAUCAAAAGUGAUGCAAUCAUGUUUUCAGAU